UAUGAUUACGCAUGCACAGAAACUAUUAAAUACAAGACGGGAUAUUAAAUUAUUCGAUUCAAUUUUAGAAGAUGAAAAAAAAAAAUAUAAUUUAACCAUGGAUGAAUUAGAUAGAAAAAAGAAAGAUAUUGAAAAAAAAGAGUCCGAGCUUCAACAAUAUAUAGCGAAAUAUAAUAAAUUACUUAAAGAUAAUCAACAGAAAAUUGAAAAGGAGAAGCUAAAAAGUUCAAUAGAGAAAGAGCAAAUGAAAAUUAAAAAACAAAAAUUAGACAGGGCAUUAGACCUUUUGAAUCAAAUUUGUCAUGUAGAUAAUCUCAUUGCUGACCAUAAGAUUUAUGAAACUUUCCUACAAGAAGUUGCUAAUCAAUCGGAAAAUUUCGAUAGUAUAGACGAUAUGAUGAAUAGAUAUUAUAGUUUAAAAGCUACUCAUAAAGAUUUGAUGAAAAGAGAACUGCAAUGUCAGAGAGAAGAAGCUGAGAAGAGAGAAGAGAAUCUUCGUCAAAUUCAGAAAACUGAAAAUGAAAUUUUAGAUUACAAUAACCACGCUGCAGCUUUGCAGUUGAAUAUGGAAAAGGCAAGACACGAAGCUCUUAGACAAGAUUAUUUGAAAGAGCAUCGAAUUAAAUCAAUACAACAGAAACAAUUAUUAAUUGGACAAAUAAAAUUAUCUAUAAGCAAUCUAUACUUUAUGACGAGAGAAUUUCAGAAACAUCCUCCACCAAUGACAAAAGAUAUCAGUGAUCAGAUAAUAAGAAUAAAGAAUUUUAUUCGAAAUCUAUCAAAAACUCUAAAAGAAUUAAAGAAACAAAAAGAUUGCAGUAAACCUUGGUGGUGGAAUUUUUGUACAGAAGUUGCUAAACCUGAUGCUAGACCUUUCCUGAAAGAUGACGAUAUUAUAUUCUGCAAGAAUAUUGAACAGACUAGUAUCAAUUUUACAAUUGGAAUUGUAUUGUUGAAAGAUUUACAUGAGGAUUUAGAACUGAUAAAAAAUGCUUAUAGAUCGGGAGUUUGUCGUAUUCAUUCAAUUGUUACAACUAGAAAAGUUUACGUUCGAUUAAUAUUCGAAGAGGUCAAUAGUCAUCCCAUUUCCGACGUUCAACUUGCAGAUGUAGUUCAAAUAUCAUCAUUCGACGAUGAAUUAGCUCUAUACGAGAAACAUUACGAAUAUUUCUAUCUCGUUAAAGUAAUGAAACCUUACCCACUCUUUUCGGAGGAAAUGGCAUUUUCACUUAUGAUGACGUUUUCCUGGAAAAAAUUUGUAGCGAUAAAUGAUAUAGAUGCUGAAGGACUUUACGCAUUUAUUAAAAGAGCGUUUAUGAAUGAAAUCCUUAUUAUUGAUAUAGAAUUUUACGAGAAUGACACAAUUAAAACUAUUAAUGGUAUUGAUAAUAUUUUCACCCAGAUAAAGCUAUUUGGAAAAUUGAAUUUUAUACUUGAAGAGGCCUAUUUUAGAGGAUUAUUCACUCCUGGUUAUGUUUGGGUCUAUUUGAAAAUAUUAAAUCCUAAAGAUUACGAUAAGUUGGAUCCAAGGACUAGGUUCACUGGUCUUUUUACUUUUAGCGUUCCUCAAAAAAGUAGCAUUGAUAAGUCGGACGACGAUCUAUUUAAGGAGAGAAGGAUGCUAUUAGAGAGAAAAAAUUUGCAACAUUUCAAUAUAUGUAUAAAUGGAGCUGUUGAAGUUUGUUAUCAUCAAAUGAUGGCGUACGACCAAAUGAAAGUUGCCACGGAAGCAUUAAUCCAUUCUCUCUCGCAUCUCAAUGUUAACUUUCAUACUGUAGAAAUGGAAGACGCCUGUUCAAAUUCAUUUCCGAAAAGAGCAACAGCAAAUGGAUUAUAUCUUCUUGAAAGUAUAUUAAAUCUCAGAGUUGAUGACGGAUUACUACACCAGUCUUUCAUAUUUCAUAGAGCAAGACACUGUCUAAAUAUGGAGUAUUAUAUACUUUUAAAUGUUCAAAAGAAGAAGAAAGUAGAAGUUGGAAUUUGGAGAAUAUUUCCGGAAGAGAAUCGGCAAUAUCCUUUUAUAGAAACUGGUCAAAUAGAAAUUUUCAGAAAUACAAUAUUCCCCGGAAGAGUUUCAACGAUUCCCCUUGACAUUAAUGAUGAUCUGUUCAAUAUAACAAUAAAAUUAGGAAUAUGCUGCAAUGUAAUAGCAAUACUGCAAUCUAAAUUAUAAUUUUUUGAAUCUAG
This is a messenger RNA of Dimorphilus gyrociliatus, 2187 nucleotides long. Lineage: Eukaryota; Metazoa; Annelida; Polychaeta; Dinophilidae. The record is from the annotation of a GenBank genome assembly.